Molecule: messenger RNA, 234 nt
Organism: Aphanomyces astaci
Lineage: Eukaryota; Oomycota; Saprolegniomycetes; Saprolegniales; Verrucalvaceae
Exons: 2
Coding region: 1-234 (77 amino acids)
Source: RefSeq, a predicted model, not a curated record
AUGGUGCCAACAUUGCCGCCGACACCGACGCAGGCGUUGGCCGAUGGCACUGGUGCCGAGAAGACGGACUGCUUCGAAUGCCGCGCCACUGGGACGAUCACAUGCCUAGGGGUAGCCACAUACGCGUUCCAUGAACUGGCCAAGGUCCCGCCGUCACAGGUCGGACAUCGACGGUGGCUCGCUGGGUUUGGCGCUACGUUUGUCGGCGCAGGGUUCGUUCGGGCCUUCAACUGA